Puccinia triticina is the source of this 1131-nucleotide messenger RNA. RefSeq lists its product as uncharacterized. The record is from RefSeq and is a predicted model, not a curated record. Lineage: Eukaryota; Fungi; Basidiomycota; Pucciniomycetes; Pucciniales; Pucciniaceae. The transcript has 11 exons. The coding region runs from base 1 to 1131 and encodes 376 amino acids.
AUGGCACCCCGAACCAGUCGCCCACGAACCAAGAAACCCAAGAUUGAGCACGCCCCGGAUGAUGACGACAAGAAACCCAGCCGACGGCCAACGCGACGGGCCACGAAAGUCAAGCCCAAAAAACAAGACUCUUCUUCAAGCCUGUCAUCUGGCGAGUCGGACGGGAAACCUCAACAGAAAGAUUUCGUCCCCUCUGACGAAGAAGAUGAUGAUCCGGCCGCAGACUCGCCUGAACUCGAUAGUGAUCAUAUUGACAGCGAAGAUGAUGAUCAGAAGAUUCCUAUAAAAUCCAAGAAACGCAAAUCCACCGCCGCGAGUACGACUCAUAACUCACAAUCUACAGUCAUCAAAAACCUUGCACCUGGGCCCACGAAAGAUCAACUCGUAAGCCCGGGACUCAUCGCUGCCUUCACGAUGGAAUUUUUGGAAAAAUUGACGGCUCCCGAAUGCAAUGAUCGUGAAUGGCUUGUUUUAAAUGAUAAAACCUAUCGGAAAGCGUUAGAAAAUUGGAACCAGUUCGUCGACCUCUUGUGUCCAAAAAUCAUUGAAUGUGACUGGACGAUUCCUAAAUUACCAGCAAAAGAUCUGGUCUACAGGUUACAUCGAGAUGUCAGAUUCUCGAGUGAUAAAACACCCUACAAGAAGUAUUUCUCAGUUGGCUUUUCCCGGACGGGAAGGAAAGGGCCAUGGGCCUCAUACUAUCUGCAAAUCGAACCCGGCGACAAAUCUCUAGUCGCCGGAGGUAUUUGGUGCCCGGAGAAAAACCAAUUGGCCACAAUUAGACAUUCAAUCGUCAGGAAUUCUAAGCCGCUACGAGACGUCAUCAAUCAUAAAGAGUUUACGGAUAUGUUUGGGAAACCUCCCGGAAAACCCGCAACAGAAAGAAUGAAUAUAUUCGGCCACAAAGAUGAAUUGAAAAAUGGCCCGAAGAUGAAUGGAGUCGAUAAAUCGCAUCCAGAUCUUGAUCUGUUGAAACUCCGAUCAAUCGCGGCUACCAAAUCAUUCACGGAUAAGGUUGUCCUCUCGAGCUCCUUCAUGGAGGAAAUAGCCAAAGCUAUCAAGGUUUUGAGUCCAUUGGUUCAAUGUAUAAACGAAAUGAUCUUACCCCAAUCUGAUGACGAAGAAGAUUAA